Messenger RNA from Seriola dumerili (greater amberjack), 2388 nucleotides. It is a transcript of the gene mlycd, whose product is annotated as malonyl-CoA decarboxylase. The record is from RefSeq and is a predicted model, not a curated record. Gene Ontology annotation, cellular component: peroxisomal matrix; mitochondrial matrix. Lineage: Eukaryota; Metazoa; Chordata; Actinopteri; Carangiformes; Carangidae. Gene Ontology annotation, biological process: positive regulation of fatty acid oxidation; malonyl-CoA catabolic process; fatty acid biosynthetic process. The transcript is spliced from 5 exons. Gene Ontology annotation, molecular function: malonyl-CoA decarboxylase activity. Bases 63 to 1577 code for a protein of 504 amino acids.
GAUUCCUCCUGUGUGUUCACUGGUCGCGGGUUCCAGACAAACAGCUGAGCUCUCCCCCUGCGAUGAUAUCCCACCCUGUUAUCUGGGGCUUUCGUGGCAGCGUGAGGUGCUGGCGACACCGGGCUGUCGUCAAAGCGGCUCUUAAGGCCUCGGACAUUAGCGGUUGGCGCUGGUACUCUUCCCCAAGUCGUGUCGGUGUCACGGGCAUGGAGGAGAUACUAGCGAGGGUCGUCGUACCUUUACCCACAUACGAAACGAGAGAUAAAUCCCCCCCUCCCCCUGAAUCGAACAGCUUGGACUUCAUGCACUUCUACAAAAGUCUGGACAAGGAAGACAGACUCGGUUUUCUGACGAAGCUGUCGCAAGACUUCGGUGUAGACCAUAAAAGCGUUUCAGAGCUAGCUGUGAAGUUGCUAGACACUCAGCUACGGGACUUGGCGACUAUUUUGCAAGUUGAAGACAGGCUUCGGUACACAUUGACUCCCCGGUAUAAACAGCUUCUUAAUCAUAUAAGCAGGGUCGAUGGUGGGGUGAAGUUUCUGGUGGAUCUCCGAGCCGAUGUGCUUGAAAUCAUCUCAUCAAAAGCUAGCGAGAGCCCACACAUAAAGGAUCUUAACGGCACGCUGAAGAGCUUGCUGUCUGAGUGGUUCUCUGUAGGUCUGCUGCGACUGGAGAGAAUCACCUGGCAGUCCCCCUGUGAGAUCCUGCAGAAGAUCAGCCAGUAUGAAGCAGUGCAUCCUGUAAGGAACUGGUCUGACCUGAAGCGCAGAGUGGGGCCAUACCGCCGUUGUUAUGCCUUCACCCAUGCCGCCAUGCCAGGAGAACCCCUGGUUGUACUACACGUGGCCCUCACGGAAAACAUUUCUGAUAAUAUUCAGAGUAUCGUCCGUGAGUUUGCCACUCUCGACUCUGAGGAGGAUGUUAAUAAGAUAAAUGCAGCCAUUUUCUAUUCCAUCUCCUCAACCCAGGCUGGCCUUCAAGGGGUGGAGCUGGGCAACUACCUCAUCAAGAGGGUGGUGCGAGAACUGCAGAGUGAGUUCCCUCACAUGGCCCAGUUCUCCAGCCUGUCACCCAUCCCAGGCUUCUCCUCCUGGCUCCAAGGCCUCCUCAGCCAGUACAGAAAGGAAGGCCGGGGCUCUGACCUCCUCUCUGAGCAGGAGUGGAAGGAGGUGGAACAGGCCACUGACUCACCCUCAGGGACCCCAGCUCUAGAUGCCCUUCGCAAGCUGAUCAGCACCAGCGAAUGGUUGCGCUCAGAGCGGCUGUCACGUGUCCUGGAGCCCGUCUUGAUGCGUCUCUGUGCCUGGUACCUCUAUGGGGAGAAACGGCGAGGUUACGCCCUCAACCCAGUGGCUAACUUCCAUCUGCAAAACGGUGCCACCAUGUGGCGACUCAACUGGCAUGCUGACACCAGCCCCAGGGGUGUGGCGAACUCCUGCGGCAUCAUGGUGAACUAUCGUUACUUCCUGAACGAGACCUCUAAAAACAGCGCUCUGUACCUGCAGAAUAAGGUCGUCAUGGCAUCAGAGCAGGUGCUGGGACUGGUGUCCCAAUUUCAGAAGAACAGCAAACUGUGAGAAAGAGACAGCCAUAAAUACUUCUGCUUUUGAUCUGCAGUUGAGAUUGCACUUGAUAUCCCAUAUUUACUGAUGAACUUUAUUUUGUUUGUCUUUAAUAUUUAAUUAAAAAACAGCUCCAGAAGCCCUACUGAGUGGACAUCAACUGAUACUGUUUUUGAAUAGAAAUUAGACCAUUUCUCACAUGACGUGUCUCAUCCCAUCUGCUGUAUCUAGUGCAUAGGUUGGGCUGUUUGCCUCAUUGGGUUUCUAGUAGAAAGUAUUUGAUAUUGUGCAAGUGUUUCCCAGGCUGAGAGACUGUAGCUAAUGAAGCGUGAGGCAUCUAUCAAUGCCUCUCCAUGUUCUUGGAUAACAGUGUGUGUAAUGGUGACGCAGGAGCAAUGAGAGAGUGCAGCUACUGGAAUAAAUGAUGUUUAGGUUCUUUCAUUUAGCUGAACUGUCUCACUGCAAACAUGUUUAGGAAUAGGAGAGUUUUGGAUUUUUUUUUCUUGGGCUGGGUUGAUAUACACCUGCUUUUACAUUGCUUACUCCCACUAAAGCUCAUUGCACAAAAGCAUGAAACCACAGACUGGAAGUAUUAUUUCAUAUUAAAUAACUCUAAACGAAACUGGAUUUAUUUUCUGCUGUGCAUCACAACUGUGCUAACUCUGAUCCUGGUACCUCCAGUCAGGUGUAUUUUUAAUAAUUUUGCCUUCAUAUGCACACACACACACACACACACACACACACAUACACACAUACACACAAGUGGUCAACCUCUCCAGAGAGCCAUCACUGAUGUCCUAACUGCUCUGUACAGGUGCCAAGCAGG